Molecule: messenger RNA, 1439 nt
Organism: Linum tenue
Lineage: Eukaryota; Viridiplantae; Streptophyta; Magnoliopsida; Malpighiales; Linaceae
Source: the annotation of a GenBank genome assembly
CAUAGCCUAGUGGUGAAACCACUGGACCAAUUGAGCUCUGGAUGUGAGAGGUCCUGAGUUCGAUUCCCAGUGGCGCCACUUGAGCGUUCCCGGCGGCACCCUUGGUAUCGGAGGCGAAGCCUCCCCGAUGUUGGUAGCAGAAAGCCCCGGUUAGUAUGCAGGUACCCCCAGUGGUUUAGUAGGCCCCGCUGUCGCUCAAGCUUCGCCUCCCCGAUGUUGGUAGCAGAAAGCCCCGGUUAGUAUGCAGGUACCCCCAGUGGUUUAGUAGCCCCGCUGUCGCUCAAGCGGCACGUGGGGCUGAGGUUUAGUAGCCCCGCUGUCGCUCAAGCGGCACGUGGGGCUGAGGUUCCCUGGGUUAUAAAAAAAAAAAAAAAAAAAAAAACUUCAAACAAUCCGACCAUAUAGAGAUGAACAAGUCAAGUCUCAAAGUCUCUGUUCCGCUUUUUUCCACACGCACUUGGUCAGUUAAUGCGCCUCAAUGAACCACCGUCUUCCUCCUCAGUUCCCAUUUCAAACUAUCCAGAGCAACCCCACAGCUCCAAUCUGACCCAGUCACCUCCACCUUCCGUCCUCUAUAAAACGAAUCCUCCUCAAUCCCAAACUAUCCAAUCAAAUUCAAACCCACUCAUCCAACAAUGGCUCCAUCCACCAUCACCCCCAAACUCCUCCUCUCUGUUUUCCUCGUCGGAGCUCUGGCCGCCGCCGCCGCCGCCCAGAACUGCGGCUGCGCUUCCAACGAGUGCUGCAGCAGGUGGGGCUUCUGCGGAACCAGCCCGGAUCACUGCGGGGCAGGCUGCCAGAGCGGGGCCUGCAGCAGAAACGAAGUCCAGGUGGCCGACAUCGUCACCCCUGCAUUCUUCAACGGCAUCAUGGACCAGUCCGACGCCGGUUGCGCCGGGAAGAGCUUCUACUCCCGCGACGUCUUCGUCCGGGCCCUCCGGUCGUACCAAGGCUUCGCCCGGCUCGGGUCCGAGGACGACUCCCGGCGGGAAGUCGCCGCCUUCUUCGCCCACGCCACACACGAAACUGGACACUUCUGUCACAUAGAGGAGAUUGAUGGAGCAUCCAGGGAUUACUGCGAGGAGGAUAACACACAGUUUCCUUGCAAUCCAAGCAAGGGUUACUACGGCCGGGGUCCGCUCCAGCUGUCCUGGAACUUCAACUACGGCCCUGCCGGAGCUCAGAUCGGAUUCGACGGGCUCAACGCCCCCGAAACGGUGGCGACUGAUCCCGAAAUCUCAUUCAAGACGGCGCUGUGGUUCUGGACCAACAACGUGCAGCAGGUGAUGGGUCAGGGAUUCGGGGCGACCACCAGGGCCAUUAAUGGCGCUCUGGAGUGCGACGGAAGGAACUCCGCAACCGUGCAACGCCGUGCCGAGUUUUACACCGAGUACUGCCGCCAGCUCGGUGUUGCUCCUGGGGAUAAUCUCACAUGUUGA